CUUGUUAGUGUGAUUCCGGAACGCGCCGCUAAAAGAACGCCACCACCCAACGACAUUCUAUCCCUACGAAGUGCGCACCAGCCGUCAGGACAGAUCUCAGAGUCGUCAAUUGACUUAUCCAGUUUGUUCCAGAAGGUGCCCCUAAUGUCUUCGGAAGCAGAGAUAGCUCAGUUUUUUGAAGCCGUUGAAAACAAUAAUAUAGAAAAAGCUGAUGAACUGCUAUCUUCGACUGUGGACGUUAAUGUACGAUUUGUUGAAGUGAAGAAUCGCACUGCCCUGCACGUGGCGGCCCACGCGGGCCACUACGACCUGGUAGAAUUGCUGGUAGAUCGACACGGAGCAGACAUCAAUGCACCAGACAUCGAGGGCGAAAUCCCUCUGCAGCUCGCCACAGACGGUCACUACAUGAAGAUAGUCAAGUUCCUCGUAAACAGAAACUCCAAAAAGCGCGAGUACGCGGCGCGCUUUCUAAACACUGACGAAGUAGAAGAAUUCUUCCAAGCAGCCAAAGCGAAUGACAUCCAGAGGGUGACGGAGUUAUUAGACACUGGUGUGGAUGUGAACUCGGUAGAUUUGUCUGAUCUACAUCGAUCAGCGCUGCAUGUCGCGGCUCGGGAAGGUCAUUGCGAUCUAGUCCGCCUGCUCCUUGAUCGUGGUGCUUAUAUGCAAUACGAAGACGACACGGACGAGAGCGCGUACCACGUAGCUCUGAACAACGACCACGAUAAUAUAACCAAUUUGCUUUUAGAAGCGGGCUAUAUUCCCGACCCGCGCGACGAGACCUCUUCAGGCAGUGACUCUGAUGUUAGUUUAAACGAUUUCUUCCAAAAUACUUUUAAUUAAGAAAUAU
Aricia agestis (brown argus) is the source of this 850-nucleotide messenger RNA. Its product is annotated as ankyrin-3-like. The record is from RefSeq and is a predicted model, not a curated record. The transcript is spliced from 2 exons. Gene Ontology annotation, molecular function: protein binding. Lineage: Eukaryota; Metazoa; Arthropoda; Insecta; Lepidoptera; Lycaenidae. The annotation marks the transcript as partial.